CAUCUUCUCAACUGCUUACUUUGACUAACAUGGCUGGUCGUGGCAAAGGAAAGACUGCCGGCAAGAAGGCCGUCAGCCGGAGCGCCAAGGCAGGUCUGCAGUUUCCAGUUGGCCGCAUUGCGCGUUACCUAAAGAAGGGCAAGUAUGCGGAGCGUAUCGGUGCUGGUGCUCCUGUGUACCUGGCCGCUGUGUUGGAGUACCUGAUCGCUGAGGUGCUGGAGCUGGCCGGCAACGCUGCUCGGGACAACAAGAAGAACCGCAUCGUCCCGCGCCACAUCCAGCUGGCCAUCCGCAACGAUGAGGAGCUGGGCAAGCUGCUGGGUGAUGUGACCAUCGCGUCCGGUGGUGUCCUGCCCAACAUCCAUGCAGUCCUCCUUCCCAAGAAGUCCAAGGGCAAGGCUGAGGACGGCUCUGCAGCUGUUUAAGUUGGCUUAUAAUACAUAUUCUAUG
Volvox carteri f. nagariensis is the source of this 450-nucleotide messenger RNA. It is a transcript of the gene hstH2A-10, whose product is annotated as histone H2A. Gene Ontology annotation, cellular component: nucleosome. Lineage: Eukaryota; Viridiplantae; Chlorophyta; Chlorophyceae; Chlamydomonadales; Volvocaceae. Gene Ontology annotation, molecular function: structural constituent of chromatin; DNA binding; protein heterodimerization activity. The transcript has a single exon. The coding region runs from base 30 to 425 and encodes 131 amino acids. The record is from RefSeq and is a predicted model, not a curated record.